This is a messenger RNA of Mirounga angustirostris (Northern elephant seal), 3366 nucleotides long. It is a transcript of the gene CRACR2B, whose product is annotated as calcium release activated channel regulator 2B. The record is from RefSeq and is a predicted model, not a curated record. Gene Ontology annotation, cellular component: trans-Golgi network membrane. The transcript is spliced from 10 exons. Gene Ontology annotation, molecular function: calcium ion binding. NCBI's taxonomy places the organism in Eukaryota, Metazoa, Chordata, Mammalia, Carnivora, Phocidae. Bases 320 to 1705 code for a protein of 461 amino acids.
GUUCAGCUCCUCCCCUCCGCUGGCCAGUCCCUCACCCAAGCUUUCUCCCCUCAGCUGCCAGGAGCCCCCACCUCCUUAUUUUCCAUCAGAGGUUUUCUGUAGCUGCCUCCCCCCACCCCCCGCCCCCAGGUUGCCCUCCCCCAGCUCCUCUCCUCCUGCACUGGCUGCCCUCUAAGCCACAGCCUCUAGCUCCCUGGGCAGCCCCCACAGCCCACAGGCCUGGAGCCUGCUUCACUUGCAUCCAUGACACCCCUUGCCUGCAGCACUACCCCCAAGUGACUGUCCUGCCCCCAGCUACACUCCUCUCUGGACCUCUGCCAUGCCUUCUCCCGGCUUCCCACCUGGUGCAAGAUGGCCCCUCUGUGCACUCACGGCUCCCUACAAGCUUAGUCCCCACCCAUGGCCACUCCACCUUCCCUUCUCUCCCCCUCUCAUCUCUCUUGAGCUUUGCUUUGGCCCUGACUGUUCCCUGACUUCACAGCGCAUCAUGGCAGAGACCCCCGCUCCCAUGGCCAGGCCUGGGAAGCCCGGUGCUGGGGAGGCCCAGGAGGAGAAGGAAGUGGAGGAGGGGAGCGCCGGGAGGCCAAGGGCAGAGAUGCUAGAGCAGGCCCAGGAAUUGUUUCUGCUCUGUGACAAGGACGCCAAGGGCUUCAUCACUCGGCAUGACCUGCAGGGUCUGCAGAGCGACCUGCCCCUCACACCUGAACAGCUAGAGGCUGUGUUCGAAAGCCUGGAUCAGGCCCACACAGGCUUCCUCACCGCCUGGGAGUUCUGCCUCGGCCUGGGGAAGUUUGUGGGGGUGGAGUCAGCCCAGGGUGCACUGCCCUCCCAGGCUCCAGAGGAAACCUUUGAGUCAGGCUGGUCAGAUGUGCAAGGCACUGAGGACUCCCUGGAGGAAGAGGAGGAGGAGAGAUUCUGCGAAGUGCUGGAGCAGCUGGGGGUGGCCCCAGCCCUCGGCGAGCAGCCAGCGGUGCGGACGCUCUGGACCCGGCUGCAGCGCGAGCGACCCGAGCUGCUGGGCUCCUUCGAGGACAUUCUGAUGCGCGCGUCGGCCUGCCUGGAGGAGGCGGCCCGAGAGCGGGACAGCCUGGAGCAGGCGCUGCGGCGGCGGGAGAGCGAGCACGAGAGGGAGGUGCGGUGUCUGUACGAGGAGAUGGAGCAGCGGCUUCGCGAGCAGCGCCAGCGUCUGCGGAGUCAGGACCUCCCCCGGGAGGAGGGCAGAGGCCUCCUGGAGCUGGAGCUGCAGAGCCGCGAGCAGGAACUGGAGCGCGCGGGCCUGCGACAGCGGGAGUUGGAACAGCAGCUGCAGACCCGGGCCAGCGAGCAGCGGGAGGCGCAGGCGCAGAGCGCCCAGCUGUGGCUAGCCAACGAGGCGCUGAGAACUCAGCUGGAGGGGGCGCAGGAGCAGCUCCGGAGACUGAAGGGCGAUGUGCAGGGCCGCCGGGAGCAAACCCUACGAGAGGUGGCCACAGUCUCGAGGAACAUGCAAAAAGAGAAGCUCAGCCUCCUGCGACAACUGGAGCUCCUCAGGGAGCUGAACACGCGGCUACGGGACCAGAGGGACGCCUGUGAGGCCAAGUGGCUGGGCAGUGGUCGAAGGAAAGCUCUGGCCGUGGCGCGCUUGCCGGGGCCCACCUGUUGCUGCUGCUGCAGCUGGGCUCGCCCUCCGAGACGUGGCUCUGGCCACCUUCCCAGUGCCCGCUGACCAUCCCCAAGAGACUCCCUGGGCGUUACUCGGAGAAGCUGCCCCUUGAAGGUGGUGCGUCGUGGCUAGGGGCUGCCCAUCCAGGAUGUGGGCUCUAUUUAGUGGACUGUCUGACCUGCCUGCAUGCAGAUAUGAAGGAACUAACUUAGGACUGGUCAGUCUCCUGUGCCUCCCUGCUGGUCCUCAUGCUGUCCCCAUCCCAUCAAACCCAUCUCUGACCAGCAGAAAAACGCCCUCCUCCUAAUAAAGUCCACGACUGCACUGUGACCUCCUUGGCCUAUGUGGGCGGGAGCCACACUACACACAUGGGGUGUCCAUGGUACACUCAAGGCAAGUGUGUAGCACAGAUGCAGGGCCCUGUGGUGCUGGGGCUGCAGAUGUCCCCGCAUGUCUCUGGUCACGCCUUCAAGACCUCGCUGUCCAUUAAAGCUGAAGCCCCAAGGGGCCCCUCUGUGGGAACAAGGGAACUGAGGCCCAUUGUCUCACUAGGGAGCCUGCUCCUGGCCUCAGUUGACCACCCCCUCCCCAAACCAGCCCGCCCUGAGUGGGACCUCCAAAAGGGUCUGCAGCCACUGCUCACGCCCCUCCCUCCACCCUCCCUGGGAAGCUGGGAGCUGUUGGCCAGAAUCAUGAACCCUGGGCAAGGAGCUGGGGACGAGUGCUGCCCACUGUCCAUGGAGAACUAUUCCAAAUGACUGCAGAUUCUGACCAACCCUGCCUGGGUCUGGGCAUGAGCCUGGUGGGUUGGGAGUCCCCUCCCCCUCCUCACUCCCACUGUCGGUUUCCCAGUCUCCCAGGUCAGCAGGCUCUGCCCUGUUUCCCUCACUCCUUUCCACCCCUCCCAGGACCGAUGCCUUCCAGACUGAACUGUCUCUGGCAGGGACCCCAGGCCUCCGCUCCAGGCUGUCCUCCAUAGUGCACCCAAAGAGACCCCACUCUUGCAUCUGAUCACACCUCCAGAUCCUCCCCCAAGGCCAGCAUCUGUUCUGCCGACCCUGCAGCCUCCGGUGGUCCCUGGGUUUCGAGGAGAGAACCAGAACCGGGGCUGGGCCUGGAGAAGGGCCGGGUCUUGGACACAGUCCGGAGCCCUGGCCGGGCUGGCCGCCGUCGCCACCCCCACCGCCCCCAGCCCAGCUCCUCCGUCUCCGAGGGUGUAAGUCCUUGGCUGGGCUACGGGCGCCCGCGGGCUGCAGCACGCCCGCCUGCGCAGUCCCGGGCGGACCCCCAGCCCAGCGCCGGCUGAGGCGCCCGCCGCGCCGCCGUUGCGUGCGGCGCACUGUUCGGACCUGCCCCGCGCCCGCCGCCGUGGGCGGGGCCUGCGGAUCGUAGGCGGAGCGCGUCGCCCUCGCAGGCCCCGAGCCCGCCGUGCAGUCUCAGCGCUCCGAGCCGCCCCCGCCCCCGCCCCCCCGCCCCCGCCCCCGUCGCCGCCCGGCGGGACUCGGACGCGUGGCCGGAUCACACUGUCCAGAAAUGUUUUCUGCCCUGCCCGCCCAAGCCCAGACCAGAAUACCGGGCCUGGCCUCUCCCCUCCCUGCCGCUGGGAGUUGACGCUGUCUACUCUGGAAGCCCAGCUCCGGAUCCGCUGCCAGGAGCGGCCACAAGGAAGGGUGACAGGAUCCUGCCUGUCCAGCGUGGGCCAGACCUGUAACCCGUCCCUGCCC